AAAAGGAGGGAGUGAGAGGAAGAAAUGAUUGAAAUGAGAAUGACACAAAGAGUCAGUCCUAGGUGAAGGAAGGAUGAAAGGAAGAAACAUAAGGGUAACAGAGCACUGGAACAGGCUGCCCAGGGAGGUGUUGGAGUCUCCUUCUCUGGAGACAUUCAAAACCCGCCUGGACACAUUCCUGUGUAGCCUCAUCUAGGUGUUCCUGCUCUGGCAGGGGGAUUGGACUAGAUGAUCUCUUGAGGUCUCUUCCAAUCCCUAACAUUCUGUGAUUACAAAGUGCAAGUUGGUAGUAAAACACAAUCCAAAAGAGAUGCAUUCUGGGUGAGGGUUUGAAAAGAAAGGCUAAGGAUAAGGCGUAUAAGGCCAGUUGAACUGAACAGCUAUAUCGAGGUGAAAAGAAAAUGGUUAAUAGGCGGAAUGCAAGGACCAAAGAUAAACUUGUGUAUGUGGAUAAUGGUAGUCUACUUAAACUAUACCUUGCUGCUUUUUUUGAUUACUGAAGACCCAUGUCAUAAAUAAUUACAGUAAUGAAAAACAUACAGUUUGAAUUACUCCUGUCAAGCUGAAUAUUUAAAAUAAUUUCAAAAAAAAUGAGGAGAAAAAAUAAUCCUGUAGGCCCUUGCUGACACAAGUAUUGCUCUGCAGCUGUUUCCUUACAGCAGGAGUAGGAGUAGUUACAUUUAUACAGUCCUAAAAUUACAUUAAUUCCUUUGAAGGCAACUGUGAGGCUGAUGUGGCCACCGGGGAAAAGGAAUUUGACAGCCCUGCCUUAGAGAAAGGAAACAUAAAAGGGUGUGAAGACCUUACCCAAAAAAAAAAAAAAGAGAAAAAGAGACUUGGGAUCCUACCAUAAUCAUCCAUUGAGACUGGAUCGGGUGGGUUCAGAAAACGAAAGCAUGACAAUUUUCCACAUGGUCAAAGAAGAGAGGAAAAAGAGAAUGUUAAUCCAUCUUCAGCUUUGAUGAUGUCUUUUAAAUCGUUUCAGCUGGAGCUGGACACCAGGCAUGAUAAAUAUGAACGACUUGUGAAGCUCAGUCGUGAUAUCACUAUCGAAAGCAAAAGGACAAUAUUUCUGCUCCACAGGUUUAUCAGUGCUCCCAAUGGGGAAGAAAUACUAAAUGAAUCUGAAGUCAAGUUAGAUGCUGUCCGACGGAAGAUUAAGCAAGUUGCACAAGAACUGAUUGGAGAAGACAUGUAUCAGUUCCACAGGGCUAUAUCUCCAGGGCUUCAAGAGUAUGUUGAGGCAGUCUCAUUUCAGUAUUUUAUCAAAACACGAUCUUUGAUUAGUGUUGAAGAGAUCAACAAACAACUAAUAUUUACAGCAGAAGACAGAGAAGAAACAACAAACAUGACCUCCAAUUCCCACGAUAAACAACCACACACUUGCAGCCUGAAGGUGACGCCCGUAGAUUACCUGCUGGGAGUGGCUGAUCUGACUGGAGAGCUGAUGCGGCUGUGCAUCAGCAGUGUUGGAAAUGGUGACAUAGACACGCCUUUUGAACUGAGCCAGUUCUUACGUCAGAUUUAUGAUGGUUUUACUUUCAUUGGCAACACUGGACCUUACGAAGUAUCUAAGAAGCUGUAUACCUUGAAACAGAGUCUGGCAAAAGUAGAGAAUGCCUGCUACACGUUAAAAGUACGGGGAUCUGAAAUCCCAAAGCACAUGCUGGCUGAUGUAUUCUCUACCAAAACUGAAUUGAUUGACCAAGAAGAGGGUCUUUCUUGAGAAGACUGUUGCAACUCAGAAGGGAAGAGGACUUAGAGAAAGCGUUUUGUUAUGGUUUGUGGGGUUUUGACCCUUCUCAAAGCUUUUUAGGUAGAGACAUUUUUAGUUUUAUCUAUGAGAAGGUUGUUUGCAGCGGUAAUUUGUAACCAAAAAUACUUUUUAUGAUGUGCAAGAGAACAAAUGUUUGACUGUGUCCCCUUGCUAUGGAGUUUCCUGUAUUGCUCCAUUGUAUCUUCUUUCAGAAUGACCAAAAUUUCCACUUCACUCUAUGCUGGUGACUGUCAGUUGUGUGAGUCACCUCAAACUGUUGUGGUUGCUGUUAUCAGUUUUCAGCAAGCACAGCAGUGGAAAAAAAAAUUGUUAGGUACUGUUAUUUAGCAUUAUCCACAGAUUUCUGCUGCCCCCUGUUUUCUGAGUAUUUGGGUUCUAUACUCAUGUCAUACCUAAAACAAUGCUCCUAUAUAUUUGUAAGUUCAUCCCUUGACUUGAAACUGAAGUGAUCUCAAAGGUGCCAUGCAACUUAAGUUUUGUCUGAUUAAUGCUUUUGUGCAUGAAACUGAAGCUAAGUCAACUUUUCACUACUUGAUAAUGAAGCUAAUUGCACCAGGUGAAUAGUACUGCAGACUCAUUGUUUUGGGGCUCCAUUUAAAUUGAGCUCUGUUCAAGUUAACACUGGGAGUUCGCAGUUUUGACUUGAGCUAGAAAAUACACACACACACAAAAGAACGGUGGAGUGUAUUGGUUUACAUUUUCUGUGAUACACUUUAAUGCAGAAUCUGACAUAUUUCUGUUUGUAGACAAAAGCACAGGACCUACCAAGUAUGUUUAACAUGAAUAAUUUGGUGUUAGGACAAGCAGUUUUUGGCCAAAACAAGUGCAGUGUGGUGUUGGAAGAGUGUUGUCUGUUGUUUGUGCUGCCCUGAGGACCUCCAGUGGGAUUGAACUGGUAUAAGUGAAAAAGGGCUAGCCAAGCUUUGAAUAUCUGUUUGCAGGAACUAUAUCAUAUGCAUGUUCCUAUGGAAAGGAAAUUGCAAACAGAAAAAAGGCAGACAUUCUGACUUCCAUGUUUAUCUUUGAGGUGGGUAUGUCACUAUUGGCAAAAAAUCAGGGCUUUCUGCUGGUGUCUGAAGUUAUGAAACUCUGAUAAUGUACAUUAUGCUAAAGGAAAACAGAUAAAACAACAUGAUCUUUAGACUCCAGGAAGUAGGCCUCCCAACUGCAAUUGAAAAUACUGCAUGUUUUUUAUUUCCACUUCCAUAUGCUGUGAUACUGCCAAUAUUUUUCCCAUGAGCAUGUCCUGAGUAGCUGGGAUUAUCUGAUACAUGGACAGGAAUGGGCAAAUACAGUUCUGUCACAUUUUUCCGUUGUUUCCACAGAAAGCAAUAUGUGGUGGGUUGAAAAAGGAGUGGCUUUUUUCCUAUUGUUUAAUACUGUUUUUUACAAUAAAUUCUGAAAAGCA
Messenger RNA from Columba livia (rock pigeon), 3185 nucleotides. RefSeq names its product translin associated factor X (gene TSNAX). Gene Ontology annotation, molecular function: sequence-specific DNA binding; RNA binding; RNA endonuclease activity. The coding region runs from base 962 to 1726 and encodes 254 amino acids. NCBI's taxonomy places the organism in Eukaryota, Metazoa, Chordata, Aves, Columbiformes, Columbidae. The record is from RefSeq and is a predicted model, not a curated record. The transcript has 6 exons. Gene Ontology annotation, cellular component: cytoplasm; nucleus.